Messenger RNA from Pyrenophora tritici-repentis Pt-1C-BFP, 2823 nucleotides. Its product is annotated as Piwi multi-domain protein. The record is from RefSeq and is a predicted model, not a curated record. Lineage: Eukaryota; Fungi; Ascomycota; Dothideomycetes; Pleosporales; Pleosporaceae. Gene Ontology annotation, biological process: regulatory ncRNA-mediated post-transcriptional gene silencing. Gene Ontology annotation, molecular function: single-stranded RNA binding; RNA endonuclease activity; protein binding.
AUGUCAAUGGCAGGCCGCCCCGGUGAUGGCCCGGUCGGCAAAGGCCAGCCUGGUAAUCCACCUACAGUCGGUGUCUCCGGUAGUGGUCGAAUUCCCCGCCCUAAUCCCGAAGUCACCAGAAUCGAGGACGUAAUAGUAAAGAAUACCCUGUCAACUGCCUUAGCUACCCCCUCUCUCGACCUUGCGCUGCCACGUCGCCCCGCCUAUGGCAAAGUUGGAAAGCCGAUCAUACUGUACGCCAACUACUUCGAGCUGAAGGGUAUCAAGCCUGACACACACUUGUACCGGUACUCGAUUGACUUUGGAGGAGUCACCAUCUCGAGGGAGAAGAAGAAGCAGUUGGUCGAGAUCUUACUGCAGACGCCACCUCUUGCGCAACUCAAAGUUGCGACGGACUGGUCGCAAAAGCUCGUAUGCGCAGAGCAGAUACCUCUAGCUGGGGAGCAUGCCGAAUACACUCUUGUGUGGAGUCCCAAGGCUGGUUUGCUGUACCCGCAAACAGACGAGUCCCGUCAGAGGAACACAUAUCAUGUUCGAGUAACCAAACUCGGAGAAGUUUCAUUAAGUGAGCUCCUGCAAAACCUUUCCCAGCCAGCUCCGACCUAUGCACUGAAACUCGACACCAUCGACGCCUUGAAUACGGUUAUAGCAUACGGGUCCAGCAGCGAAGCCAAUAUAACCACAGCAGCAAGGAGCCGAUUCUACCCGUUCAAUGACCACCCUCAAGUACAAGUGGCAGAUCUAGGUCACGCGCUACAAGCCCUUCGUGGAUACUUUGCCAGUGUGCGCACGAGUGUCAAUCGAGUCAUGGUCAACGUGAACGUCGCAGCCGGUGCCUUUCACAAGCCUGAGAAUCUGCUCUUGAUGAUGAAAGAGCUCGUUGGACGUCCUCUCCUAGACGAUCGAUGGGAUGAUGAGCGGGAGCACAAGAAACUGAAUACGCUCUAUUACCAUGUGAAGAUCGAAACACACUACCUUCGGAUGAAGAGCACCGACAUCAAGAAGAAGGAAGAGACACGCUGUCAAGUUCACAGCAUCGUCAAUUUCUCCCCUUCUGGAAAGAACAGUACCAAUGUCAGAUUCAGGAAGCAUGAUGCCGAGGGAAAAGUGAUUACUCUCACGGUUGAAGAGCAUUUCAGGCAAGCGCACAACAUCAGGCUCUCUCAUCCCCAGGCACCAUUGGUCAACUAUGGAAAACCCGAAAAACCAAUGUGGAUGCCGGCCGAGUUGUGUAAGAUCUUGCCUGGGCAGUUGGUCAGACAACUUCUUCUUCCUUCUCAGACAAGCGAAAUGAUCAAAUUCGCCUCGCGCAGGCCGGAUAAGAACAUGAGAUCAAUCACUAGCGACGGGCUGAAAGUCACGAAGAUCGAACCGAUUGUCAACGGACAGAACGUCAACUUGGAGGCAUUUGGCAUCAAAGUUGACCCAGACAUGGUCACGGUCCAUGGACGCAUUCUACCCCCGCCAAUCGUACAGUAUAGAGCCCAGAGCUGUACACCAAACAACGGUGCUUGGAAUCUGGAUCCCAAGAAGCUCGGUUCAAGGCCAUUUUAUAUUGCGAAGACUCUCGGUCCUUGGCGCAUUCUUGUGAUCAACUCUGGAAGCCGGCCCACAAUUCCUGGUGGCAUUGAUGGACUGAAGCACGCCCUGGAGCAGUUUAAGAAGGCACUAAUACAGUAUGGCAUGCAGCCUGGAGAACACAACAGGCCGUGUAUGGUCGACAUCAAGCCGGAGCAGUUGGCGAAGAAGAAUAUAGACGAGAUUCAAGAGCAGAUCAGGUCGUCCCUCGUAAAAUCGUUCAAGGAAAAGCCACGAUUCCUGUUCGCAUUAUUGCCCAGCGAUAACACGGUGCUGUACGACUCGAUCAAGCUACUGUUCGACUGUAAGCUUGGUUUGCCCAGUGUGUGCUGCAUUGGCAGCAAGUUUGCAAAGCUAGAUCCUCACUACUUUGCCAAUGUUGCCAUGAAGUUCAACCAGAAGCUGGGCGGUGUCAAUCACACAGUACCACUGGCAAAGCUGGCACCGUUGGAUGCGCAGACGAUCAUAUUCGGUAUAGACGUCACCCAUCCUUCGCCGGGAAGCUCGCAAACAGCACCUAGCAUUGCUGGUGUUGUUGCGUCUGUUGAUGCAAAGUUCUCGCAGUACGCCGCCAGUAUGCGCACCCAAGCACGUCGUGUAGAGAUGGUGGCGGAGCUCGAGGAGAUGAUUGUCGAACGACUGGAACUUUGGAAGAAACGAAACCAGAACAGGUUGCCAAACAAAGUCAUUGUCUAUCGCGACGGCGUUUCUGAGGGCGAUUACGGCAACGUGCUCAACAAGGAGUGCGAGUCUUUUGAGGCAGCAUUUGACAAGCUCUACGGCAAAGAGAAGCACCCGAAGUUGUCAUUCAUCAUCGUUGGCAAGAGGCACCACACACGUUUCUACCCCACACAGCCUGGCGACGCAGAUGUUCGGACUGGCAACCCGAAGGCCGGCACGAUUGUGGACCGUGGCGUGACUGGAGAGAAGCUGUUCGACUUCUUCUUGAUAGCGCACCAGGGUCUUCAGGGAACGUCGAGACCUGCACACUACGUGGUGCUCAGGGACGAGAACAAGUUUGGGGCGGAUCAACUGCAGACGCUGACGCACAAUCUCUGCUUCACGUUUGCCCGGGCGACGCGGUCUGUGAGCCUGUGUCCGCCGGCUUACUACGCCGAUCUGCUCUGCGAGCGCGGCCGUGCGUAUCUCCACAGUGUGCUAAAAGGCGAGGGAGCGGAGGUCGGUGUGGGUUCUUGGCAGAGGGACGUUAAUCCGGGGCUAAUGGAGACGAUGUACUAUUUGUGA